AGCGCUUGAGCUGUGUACAAUACAAAACCAAAGUCCUCGAGCUCCAAGUUCCAACCUUUUCUCACACGCAAUUCGCUCACGAAACACCGAAACUCACGAAACCCACGAAACACGAAACUUAACACAAAAUGAAGCUCACCACUGUCCUCGCCGCCCUCCUGGCCACCGUCGUUGCUGCAAAGGACCUGCAGAUCAUCAAGACGCACGAAAUCGCCGAGGAGGACUGCGGGAGGAAGUCGAAGAGUGGUGACUCGCUGUCGAUGCACUACCGCGGCACCCUCGAGGACGGCACCGAGUUCGACAAGUCCUACGGGCGCGGCCCCUUCAACUUCGUCGUGGGCGCGGGCAAUGUCAUCAAGGGCUGGGAUCAGGGUCUGCUGGACAUGUGCAUCGGCGAGAAGCGCAAGCUGAUUAUUCCCUACAACCUCGCGUACGGCGAGAACGGCAUGGGCCCGAUCCCCGGGAAAGCGACGCUCAUCUUUGAGACCGAGCUGUUGGGGAUCAAGGGGUACACGCCGCCGAAGAAGGAUGAGUUGUAAAUACGGGCUGCGGGAUUGAGGGAUUGGGGGAUCGAGGGGUUGAUGUACUCUACUUAACGACCGGACUGAGGAAUGGUCGGUUAAUGAUUGAACGUUACAAAGUGAUCGUGAUCGUGGACGCGUUGUGAUUCGUGAUUCGUGAGGUGUGAGGUGUGAGGUGUGAGCAGCGUGUUUUAGCUUUGGUGUGUUUUUCGUGUGCAGCAGCCCAAGACAUCCCAUCCAUCCCAAAUUCCCC
Molecule: messenger RNA, 774 nt
Organism: Tricharina praecox
Lineage: Eukaryota; Fungi; Ascomycota; Pezizomycetes; Pezizales; Pyronemataceae
Exons: 3
Coding region: 129-539 (136 amino acids)
Biological process (GO): protein peptidyl-prolyl isomerization
Molecular function (GO): peptidyl-prolyl cis-trans isomerase activity
Source: RefSeq, a predicted model, not a curated record